AUGAACCCCGAGCUCGAGGCUUUUGCGCGAGCCAUAUCGCGUGUCCUGGGCUGGGCCUACUUUCUUGCUUGGUCCUUGUCCUUCUACCCUCAGCCCAUAUCCAACUACGUCCGCAAGUCCACCCUUGGCCUUGCAAUCGACUUUCCUACCUUAAACGUCCUCGGCUUCACCUGCUACACCAUUUCCACCGCUUCGUUCCUCUACUCUCCCACCAUAAAAGCGCAAUAUGCCCAACGACACCCCGAAGCUCCUGUUACAACGGUGCGAUUCAAUGAUUUUCUGUUUGCUGCUCACGGUGCAGUCAUGUGCUUCAUCAUAUACAGCCAAUUUUUCGAGCCCAUAUGGGGUUUUGAAGUGGGCAAGAGGCAAAGAGUGAGCCGCGUUGUGUUUACCGUGUGGUGGGCAUGUGUCGCUGUCAUAUUUGCAGUUGUACUGUUGGUCCGCUUCAAAGGCCAGAACGGAGGCUACAACGCUGAUGGAUGGGCUUGGAUCGAUGUGAUCUACACUCUCGGCUACGUCAAACUCCUUACGGUUUUCCUCAAAUAUAUACCGCAAGCAUGGGUCAACUACAAACGCAAGUCCACCGUUGGCUGGAGCAUCUAUCCCAUGCUGCUAGACUUUGCUGGCGGCUGGCUGUCACUUGCACAGCUAUGCAUCGACUCUGCACUGGAAAACGACUGGAGCGGUGUGACUGGCAAUCCAGUCAAGUUCGGCCUUGGCAACAUUACCAUCGUCUUCGAUGUCAUCUUCAUGGUGCAGCAUUACGUCCUGUAUCGGCAUGCCUCUGAGAAAAGGGUCGAGGACGAAGAGGAGUCCGAGGCGCUAGUCGGGGCCAUGCGAGCUUAG
This is a messenger RNA of Bipolaris oryzae ATCC 44560, 846 nucleotides long. RefSeq lists its product as uncharacterized. NCBI's taxonomy places the organism in Eukaryota, Fungi, Ascomycota, Dothideomycetes, Pleosporales, Pleosporaceae. Gene Ontology annotation, cellular component: vacuolar membrane; fungal-type vacuole. The coding region runs from base 1 to 846 and encodes 281 amino acids. The record is from RefSeq and is a predicted model, not a curated record. The transcript has 3 exons. Gene Ontology annotation, molecular function: L-cystine transmembrane transporter activity. Gene Ontology annotation, biological process: L-cystine transport.